This is a messenger RNA of Pangasianodon hypophthalmus (striped catfish), 1228 nucleotides long. RefSeq names its product chromosome 17 C17orf49 homolog (gene bacc1). The coding region runs from base 255 to 848 and encodes 197 amino acids. Lineage: Eukaryota; Metazoa; Chordata; Actinopteri; Siluriformes; Pangasiidae. The record is from RefSeq and is a predicted model, not a curated record. Gene Ontology annotation, cellular component: NURF complex; MLL1 complex. The transcript has 6 exons.
GAACAUCCCGUGUUGCAUUGUGGGAUUGCACCUUUAGUAACCGUGCUAGUAGAUUAAGGAAAACAAAAUUUAGUGCUAUGACUGACACAAUUCACUAGCUUAAAAAAAACUGCUUAAUAAUUACACGUUAGACAGGUUUUAUUCUGGUUAUUUAGUAAUUGUAUGUAGUUAGUUAGUAAGUUGGAUAAAGACAGCAGCAGAUAGUAACGUUAGGUAGCAAGCUAACUGUUAGUGUCUCAAUAAACUUUGCUAGAAUGACUUCAUCUUCAGCAAAGGUGGGUGAAAUCUUCUCGGCAGCAGGGGCUGCCUUCAGUAAACUAGGUGAACUCACCAUGCAGCUGCAUCCUGUAGCAGACUCAUCUCCUGCAGGAGCUAAAUGGACAGAGACUGAAAUUGAGAUGCUGCGUUCAGCUGUGAGCCGCUUUGGUGAUGAUUUGAACAAUAUCAGCUCUGUCAUUAAAGAACGCACAGUUGCCCAGAUUAAGACCACAGUAAAGAGGAAGCUCUAUGAGGACAACAGAGUCCCGCUCUCAUCAGAGCCACCCCAAAAGACUGUGAAGAAAACCACCGUUGCCAUGGCAGCGAGUCCAGCAUCCAUGGCUCCAACCUCACAAGUUGUGACAGCAGGAUUGCAGCGUGCUUCUUCUUUGCCACACACAAUUAAAAAGCCAAAAACUUCAGAUGUGACACUCAGCGCCCUGAAUGACUCGGAUGUUAAUAGUGACUUGGUGGAUAUGGAAGGAUUAGGAGAGGGUUCUACCAAAAAACCCAACUUCGAUCAAGAGUGUCUGAGUUUGGACUCCAGCCUUAUAAUGAACUCCAGCGACCUGCCACUACUUUCCCGGUGAAACACAUUUACUGAACUAUUAAUGAAGUACCAGAAGACCAAUGCAAACACACAGAUGUGACAUUCAGGAUAAUAAACUUUGGUUUGUUCAUGAACACUGGUAGAAGAAAACAGUGACAAACUAAUCUCAAACUCUGUUUUAAUUUUAUGAUACCAGAGAGGUAUUUUUGAAUUUGCUAGAUAUGUUAAGCUUAAGUCUCCAUUUCCAUUGAGUGGUUCAGAUCACGGAGUAAAACUCCUACAAGUGUUCUAGUUUUGAUUUUGUAUUAUAUUUUAAAAUACUCUUUAUUGUCAAAGAGGGAUGUGACUGUAUUCCCACAGAAGUUUAUCCAUUGGGUCUUGACACAAUGUAUAAUCAAAUAAAAAAAAAUGUUAAAUACA